This is a messenger RNA of Sinocyclocheilus rhinocerous, 597 nucleotides long. It is a transcript of the gene ndufb6, whose product is annotated as NADH:ubiquinone oxidoreductase subunit B. The record is from RefSeq and is a predicted model, not a curated record. The transcript is spliced from 4 exons. NCBI's taxonomy places the organism in Eukaryota, Metazoa, Chordata, Actinopteri, Cypriniformes, Cyprinidae. Gene Ontology annotation, biological process: mitochondrial ATP synthesis coupled electron transport; mitochondrial electron transport, NADH to ubiquinone. Gene Ontology annotation, cellular component: respiratory chain complex I. Bases 111 to 500 code for a protein of 129 amino acids.
AACCCCGAUAUUUAUGUUGACGUUCCUGAGUUCGCGUUGCACUCUGGGAGGUUUGUCCUCUUUAGAUGUCAUUGUAAAUUCGGCUUUAUUUGAGAAAUAAGAAAUUCAUUAUGACUGGAUACUCAGCGGAUGAAAAACUCCGCUUUGAGCAGUUAUCAAAGCUUCGGCGGCAGUGGCUCAAAGAUCAGGAGCUUAGUCCUCGAGAACCCACCGUUGCACCCAAAACACCCGGCCGCAUCGAGCGAUUCUGGGCUGGAUUUCUGCAGCCCAAGACACUCUGGAGACUAUACACAUUUAAAGCCUAUAAUGCCAGUGUUUUUGCUGUCACGCGGAUUCUGAUCCCAGCCUGGAUUGUGCAUUACUACGUGAAGUACCACGUCAGUAAAAUGCCAUAUGGAAUUGUUGCUCUUAAACCCAGACUGUUUCCUGGAGACACCAUUUUGGAAACAGGAGAAGUUGUCCCAGAUCUUCCUGAAGCAGACAGUCAUGGUCAUCAUUAAAGAUGCCAGUGUAUAUUUAGUAUAGACAUACCUGUUAGCACUGGUUGAAAAAACAUGCUUGUGUGUAUACUAUGUCAAUAAAAUUUAUUAUACAGAU